AUGUCUACCAGCUCAGAGAAGAAAAGAGCUAGCUCUGCUAUUUCAGAUCUUUCACAGAUCCUAAAGUCUCAAGAUGGAUCAGCUUUUUUAAGGAAUUCAAGUGAAGUUUCAGCUGAUAAAGACCUAUCCCAUAUACUUCCAUUAAAGACCCAUGAUAAAUCAUUAACAAGACUGUUAUCAAAGGAAGAGAUUGAAGAUUUACUGUCUGCCAAAACAUCACUUCAAGGGAAUGAAACAGCAACAGCAUCAUUCAUUUCACCUCCUGUUCUUACCAAAAGAAAGCCAAUGGGUAGUGACAUUUCAAAGGAUGCUGCUAUAGAAGAGAAAUUACAAAAUAAGACUGAAAAACAAACUUACCAAGUAUCAAGAGAAUUUCAAGCUCAGGAUAAAGUACCUGAUGAAAAUAUUGGACUUGAGGAUGAAGCAGUAUCAAGCACACUCACGCAAAUGUUUAAACAAAGAACUUCUAGGAUGAAUAGACGCAAUGCAUUUCUUGUACCUCAGCAAAAGGAUAUGUUGUCUACUGCAAAUCAGUUGCCUGAGGGCAUGGCUUUAAUUUUAAGAAGCCUAUCUCAAGAUAAGAAUCUUAAAUCUACCAGAAGUGAGAGCUUUGAUAUACCAGAUGAAGAACUUAUGAUUGGGCAUGAAGAUUCAGUGUCAAAAACCGAAAUGCAAGUAGAGAAACAAAAAACUUCUAGAAAGGGAAGAUUCACUACUCAUGAUAAAGUACCAGAUGAAAAGCUCAUGCAUAAGAAUCAGGAUUCAAUGUCAAAAACCCAACAGCAAGUAAAGAAACAAAGAACUCUCAGAGGGGAAGGACUCUCUGGUAAGUAUAACAACCGUAGCUAA
Lontra canadensis (Northern American river otter) is the source of this 849-nucleotide messenger RNA. RefSeq names its product coiled-coil domain-containing protein 7-like. The coding region runs from base 1 to 849 and encodes 282 amino acids. The record is from RefSeq and is a predicted model, not a curated record. Lineage: Eukaryota; Metazoa; Chordata; Mammalia; Carnivora; Mustelidae. The transcript has 7 exons.